GCAGGGGGACGGGCCGAGCUCAUCUCACCCCUGUCGCCUCCCCGGGGCUCAGCAGUGCCAGCCCGCAGCUUUUGUCCACCCCCCGGGGACCGGUGAACCGAUCAACCUGGGCUCGUCCCUCUUAGGAUCGUAUCCCCGGGACUUUUCGGGGGACGCCAAGUAGGAGGAGGCCUCGAAAAGCGAAUUACCCCAAAGUCCUUUCCGCCUGCCUCUCUUACUUUUUAAUCGGAGUGAAGCCCGUCUUGCCGCCCUAGUUGCCCGUCCGAAGACUGAUUGGAGCUCAGAAGGCCUCAAAGAUGUCCGUCACCAGCCACGAGAACCGAAAAUCCCGCUCCAGCUCCGGAUCCAUGAACAUCCAGCUGUUCCACAAGCCGGGCCACGCCGACAGCCUCCUGACCCACCUGAACCUGCUGCGCCAGAAGCACCUCUUCACCGAUGUGGUGCUCCGGGCCGGCAACGGGGCCUUCCCCUGUCACCGGGCCGUGCUGGCCUCUUGCAGCCGCUAUUUUGAGGCCAUGUUUGCCGGGGGCCUGAAGGAGAGCAGGGAUGCCGAAGUCCACUUCCACGACACGCUACACCCUGAAGUGCUGGAGCUGCUCUUGGACUACGCCUAUUCCGCCAGGGUGCUGAUUAAUGAGGAGAACGCAGAGUCGCUCUUGGAGGCCGGGGACAUGCUGCAGUUCCAAGAUAUCCGGGAUGCUGCGGCGGGCUUCCUGGAGAGGAAUCUGCACCAGGCCAACUGCCUCAAUAUGCUGCUCCUGUCAGACGCCUAUUCCUGCGAGCGUCUCCUCGAGCUGUCCUGGAGAAUGGCUCUGGCCAACUUCACCUCCUUGUACCAGACAGAAGACUUUCUCAAGCUUCCCAAGGGCAAAGUGCUGGAGCUGGUGCGCAGCGAAGAGCUGGAGGUGGAGGACGAAAGCCUCGUGUACGAGGCCGUCAUCGGGUGGAUCGAGUACGACCUGGCGGGCCGGCAUGGGGACCUCCCGGAGCUCCUCGGGGCCGUGCGGCUGGCGCUCCUGCCCGAGUCCUACCUGCGCCAGCGGGUGGCGCUGGAGAAGGUGGUGACCAGCCACGAGCUGGGAGGAGAGAUUGUGGCCGAGGCCGUGCGCUGCAAGAUGAAGAUCCUGCAGAACGAUGGGCUGGUGACGGGCUUCUGUGCCAGGCCUCGCAAGGUCAGCCAGGCGCUCCUCCUGCUCGGCGGCCAGACCUUCAUGUGCGACACCAUCUACACCCUCGACCGCAAGACCAGCGACAUCAUCCCCCGCACAGACAUCCCAAGCCCCCGCAAAGAAUGCAGCGCCUGCGCCAUCGGUUGCAAAGUGUACGUCACGGGUGGGAAGGGCGCCGAGAACAGCGCCUCGAAGGACGUCUGGGUGUACGACACACUGCACGACGAGUGGGCCAAGGCGGCCCCCAUGCUGGUGGCCAGGUUCGGCCACGGCUCGGCCGAGCUGGCCCAUGGCCUCUACGUGGUGGGCGGCCACACGGCUGGGAGCGGCUCCUUCCCGGCAUCCCCCUCGGUCUCCCUGAAGCAAGUGGAGCACUACGAUCCCCAGGCGGACAAGUGGACCCUGGUGGCCCCACUCCGGGAGGGGGUGAGCAAUGCUGCUGUGGUCGGGGCCAAGAUGAAGCUCUUCGUUUUCGGCGGCACCAGCGUCAGCCAAGAGAAGCUCCCCAAAGUGCAGUGCUUUGACCCCUGCCAGAACCGCUGGACGGUGCCCGCCGGCUGCCCUCAGCCGUGGCGCUACACAGCGGCCGCCGUGGUCGGCAACCAAGUGAUUGUGAUCGGCGGGGACACGGAGUUCUCGGCCAGCUCCGCUUACCGCUUUCACAGCGACACCUACCAGUGGUCCAAGUUCGGGGACGUGACCGCCAAACGCAUCAGCUGCCGAGCCGUGACCUCGGGCAACAAACUCUACGUUGUGGGGGGCUACUGCGGAACUCAGCGCGGUAAAACCCUCGACUGCUACGACCCCUCAUCCGAUUCCUGGAGCAGCGUCACUUCGGUUCCCUAUUCCCUCAUCCCCACAGCGUUCGUGAGCACCUGGAAAUACCUGGCCGCUUGAGGUUCGGGCCUCUCCUGCUCAGAAGCUGGAAAGGUAAAUGGCGGUUUCGGGCCGCUCUGCCCCCUUCCCCUCUUAAAGCCUUCCCCUGCCUGCCGGACAUGGAAUUCUGGCUCUGAGAUGGGAGCACUUGAAGGUUGAAGUGGAGUCCCUCUUCUCUCCAGCCUGACUCCCUGUCUAGUAAGCUGGGUUCUGAGGGCUCGGGGUGGGCCUGUUUGGCCCGUUCUGCGGUUGGCUUGGAGGAUGGAUCGUCUGCACAACUGAGGCCACUUUGCAAGGCCCCAUGUGCACAGGGGCGAGUCAGGCCGUCUGCAACCUGAAACCUUGGAGAGAGACUCUGUGAAGCUUCUGGCUCUUUAUGGGGAUGAGGGACAGGAGAGAGGCCCCCCCGCAAAAAAAAUGCCUGAAGGGGGAGGUGGCCUCCAUGGGACGGGUGACGGGACCAGAGUCUGCCACCACAGAACUAGGACGGGGUCGGCACAGUCGAGGUAGAAUAGGGUGGGUUGGGGCAGACCAGAGCGGCUGUCUCGUCGUCGCCUUUUGGAAUCUUGGCAGCAGGCGCAAGUCAAGACAGUUUGUGGUUUCACAAUUUAGAGUCACUUGAAAAAUAAUAGUGAUUUAAAAACCAGAAGCAUUGUCUGUGCACUGCCUUCUGGUUACUGUGGGCUGGAGCCUGGAGCCGAUCUACUGCUUCUUCUGGCCCCGUAGACAGGCUGUUGACUGAGAUUCGUGGCUGGGGGGAGAACGGUGCCAAUGGUCGCCAGCCCAGCUGGCUAACGGAGACUCAGGGCUUUGGGCCGAAUGAUGAGUCCGGUUCAUUUCUUGGAAGGGGUCCAGCCGUGGAAGAGAAGUGGGGAGCUAAAGCAACUCCUUCUAGAAGUUAUUUUGUCAGACUUGUUCCAUUGCAGCCUCGGGGUCUUGACUCCAUUUCUAGUGACAGCCCAACAAUCUGAUCAAAGCUGCUCUUUGAACACACACACACACACACACACACACACACACAAUGAAUGUGUAUGUAUAUAUAUAGAUAUGUAUACACAUAUCUCUCUCUCUCUAUAUAUAUAUAAAUAAAGCAGGCUUUCUGUAAGCCAUGCAGAGCUUUGCGGUGAGGUUAUACAAGAAGUUCUUAGGAUAAAAGAGCAAGGCAAUUAAACCCAAUCGAAAAGUUAAUGUACCAUGAGGGAGCAGAAAACUGCCCAGAAAAUACACUGAGGCCUUGCGGACCCACUGCAAAAUGAGGUGACGUGUGUUAGUUUGUUCUGUCCCGCACAGAGGUGGGUUGGAUUAGACAAAUGCUGGUAAGACUGCUUACAGGGCCACUGGUCACAUUAACUGUUUUUCAGAAAGAGGGAGGUGCCGACACAGUGCAAACCCACUGGAAAAGUUGCUUGUAUAAUUAAGGGAAGAUUAUAGGUGGAAUAUCAUCUACCCAGAGUUUAUAAUUGCCUCUGUAAGGCAAGACCCGGGCUGCGUGUAGACACACUUCACAUCUGUCCCUUCUAAUUAUCCUGCAACCGACCAGCACUAGGCAGCGGGGAGCUAGUGUCGAUGCGUCUCAUCCCUGUGGCUUCCUGCCCACGAGAGGUUGGUGGUAAGGCAGCAGCAGCAGCGGGUGUCUGUCCUCUCCUGCCACCAGAGCAUCGCCAACAUGCCCAGGGGGUCCAACAGCCUCACCCUCAAACAGCUGCCUGCCCGGUGGAGGAGUUCUGGGGAUGGAAGGAAGCGUCCAGCUGAGGGGGAUGGAGGAGGCUCCUCACUAAAGGGGGCGGAUUCGUCUCGACUGGACACCAGGCCGUACUCUGCACCCCCUGGUACAGGAGGGGCUCGGAUGCCGGGGAGGACUGUUUCCCUGACUCGAACCGAAGUCGGAAAGCGAGCAGUAAGCUGCCAGCACCAACUGCUGUUCACACCGUCUGCACCUUGUUCGCGUGGCUCUAGCACAAACUCGUAGGGCUGAGGAAGUGGGGUUGGCAGGUUACAGUCGUGAAAUAUUUUUAUGAAGGUUUUCUCAUUGUGAGUGGACGUUGAUGUUUAGCUUUGAAGUUUUGAGUAUGCGCUGAUUAAUUGGGAAGAGGCUUCCUCUCCUUUGUCUUUCCAGUCAGCCUGGAGCUGCCUCAAUAAAAAGCCUGGGAA
Molecule: messenger RNA, 4196 nt
Organism: Tachyglossus aculeatus (Australian echidna)
Lineage: Eukaryota; Metazoa; Chordata; Mammalia; Monotremata; Tachyglossidae
Product: ectoderm-neural cortex protein 1-like
Exons: 2
Coding region: 297-2066 (589 amino acids)
Molecular function (GO): protein binding
Source: RefSeq, a predicted model, not a curated record